AAAGGGAAUUUGAAAAAUAAGAGAGGUCGAAUCGCAUGUGUAUACGAUUUUAUUAUACUUCAAGUCGAGCAUUCAUCGUGUAUCAUGAAUUCUGGUAAUCGCCCGUCAUUUACCUCUCGUUGGCGGACGGAUUGACGAGGGCCGUCAUUUACCUCCUCGUGUUGGCGGACGGAUUGACUGGGCGCUGGGGAAGCGUAUUCGCCUUUUGUGGAUAUGGCAAUCGCGAUCGAAGCCGAUUCAAGUGCCGAUCUCUCAUGGAACUGCCUUCUACUGCUCCACCGAAUUUCUAUGAUUUUCUCAAUCGGAUUCGACAUCCCACUGCCGCCGAUCUCAUUCGCUCCAUCAAAAGCUUCAUCGUGUCAUUCUCAUUUGAAAAUUCUGAUGCUGAAGAUGAAGGCCAAAGGAUACAAGAUUUCCUGGCUAGAAUGGAGACUACCGUAAAGGAGCAUCCUUUGUGGGCUCAUGCUGCACGUCAAGAAAUAGAUAAUGCAAUGGAGUUUGCAGCAAAAGAGCUCCAAAAGAUUAAUGCUUUUAAAGCUCCACGGGAUAAACUGCACUGCAUUAUGAAUUGCUGUCGUAUCAUAAACAAUUUAUUGCUUGAGAUUUCAAUGACAACAAAUCACAAACUAGCUGGGGCUGAUGAUUUUCUUCCAAUUCUUAUAUUCACUACAAUCAAGGCCAAUCCACCCCACUUGCAUUCAAACCUUAAAUUUAUUCAGCUCUUUAGGAAGCAUUCCAAACUCGUUUCAGAAGUGGAAUACUACCUUACUAAUCUGAUUUCAGCAAAAACAUUCAUAGCAAAUAUCAAUGCUAGUUCACUGUCCAUGGAUGAGAGUGAAUUUAAUAAAAAUAUGCAAUUAGUGAUAUCAGCAAAUGAGAUGACUAUCAAUGAGCCUAGUGCUAUUGUUCACUCAUCUGAAGGCAAAUCCAGCACACUGAGAAGUCAUGGCAAAGAGAUUAAUGCCAAAGACUACAGAUAUCCAUUCAUGGAAGCCAAAGCACAGGAUCCCAGGUUCGAGGACGUGUAGAAGUUGCUGGGCUUGUAUAAACACAUUGUAACAAAGUACGCGGCACUGUCAGAUGCGUUCAGCGGGCUCUCCAUCGAC
Messenger RNA from Zingiber officinale, 1106 nucleotides. Its product is annotated as vacuolar protein sorting-associated protein 9A-like. The coding region runs from base 255 to 1028 and encodes 257 amino acids. The transcript has 5 exons. NCBI's taxonomy places the organism in Eukaryota, Viridiplantae, Streptophyta, Magnoliopsida, Zingiberales, Zingiberaceae. Gene Ontology annotation, biological process: vesicle-mediated transport. Gene Ontology annotation, molecular function: guanyl-nucleotide exchange factor activity; small GTPase binding. Gene Ontology annotation, cellular component: cytosol; endocytic vesicle. The record is from RefSeq and is a predicted model, not a curated record.